UCAAAUAUGUCUGUCGACGAUAAAAUCGUCACAACGAAUGUGAGAUUGCCACCUGAUGUGUGGCAGCUUCUCUUCGACGAGCUUGCUGUACGCAAUGACUUCUCGAGCUUGUACAAUUGUGCUGUGGCUAGCAAACAUCUGGCUGGCUCCGGAGCCCUGGCGAAUCUCUACCGUCACAAUGCGCCAGUUAAGAGUGGAGGCAAUGAAUCAUUGCCAUUACAAGAACAGGAGCAAGCUGUUCAAAGAUGGUCAAUUUUGUGGCGGACCAUAUUGCUUUCAUGCACUGAGGAGACGCUUUUCCCAUAUUGCCAUUACUUGAGGGUACUUGAUCUACGGGAUCUCUACGAUUUAUUGGACGACGAUAAGUUCAGAGGUAGGAUCCAACAGAACUUCUACUCCGGUUCUCUUGCGAGAUUCAACAUUACUAGCCAGACUAGAGGCAAGAAUCGUGCCUUGAAAUCGAGUAAUAUGCGUGCGGCAGUUGCUGCGAUUGGAGAUGGUGUGUCGCAUAUACACAACUCUCUAAAUGAAUGCCUGACUGACCAAAGAAAAACUCANGCAAUUGUGAAGGCUGCACCCAUGCUCGAGGAAAUCACCGAGCCUAUCGUUCAUGGCGAAUAUAACAGUAGGCUACGAUCGCUUGAACUAUGGGACGGUAAAACACUGGGCGACGAAACCGUUCAGGAGCUCUUGCAUAAGCACUGUCCACAUCUCAACAGAAUCAACAUCUAUCAAUGGNNUGAGGUUGGAGACGAUUCUGACAGACAACUCGCACGGUUCCUAAACCGUAUGCCAAAGAAUACACUACAAUAUUUUGAGAAUAUUGGAGAAUGCGGCAUCGGUACCGAAACUUGCCAGGCACUAAACACGCAUGGAGCGUCUUUGAAGUUCUUAGCACUUGCAAUCCCGGACAAAGGAAUCGAAGGAUUAGGAAUGAUGAAAGACUGUACAGUGAUUGAGACGCUCAAACUGACCGACACACAAGCACCGCACGAUCUCAAGGAAAUGCAGAAAGAUACUCUGGAUGCCAUGGUAGAGUGGCUGAAGCAGUGCACAAAACUGCGUGAAGUCACUUUGAUUGAUUUCGUUUCUGCUCCAGACAUUCUAGCACCAGUGUUAAGCGAGGAGGGUAUUGACCUGGAAGACUUGCAGAUUGGUGCAGUAGAUGACUGCAUGUACGCACUACGGGAGCAUCAAGAAUUUCAUGCAGCCAUCGGAUUGCAGACGAGACUCCAGAGUCUGCUGCUGAAGGCCGAUCCUGACCCUCUAGAGCCUGUUGCUCGCAAUCAGCUUUGCGAAUCUCUGUGUGAGUUGAGAGAUUUGCGAUACCUCCAACUUACUCGAUCAUCAGAUUACUUCCAAGAUGAUCAGCUGCAGCUUCUCGGAGAAAACCUGCUGAACCUGGAGGAACUCCUUGUUAGCGGUUGGCUGUUGAGUGAUCGAACGCUAACCACACUGUCCAACCUGGGAAACUUGAAGAGUGUAUCCUUCACUGGUUUAUCAGUCUUCACGGCGGAUGGUCUUCUAGAGUUCAUUGAUAAGCUUGGACCAGGUAACAGCGGUCUGGCCAUCUCGAUCGAUAUGGCUUCACUAGAUGUAGCUUUGAGUAGCGAGGAGCAGGACUUGAUUCGUGAUACUCUAGCCAGCAAGGUGCAAGGUCGUUUCGAGUAUCAGCUUGUCAGAGGUAAGCCAGCUUCGUCCUCAUAA
This is a messenger RNA of Aureobasidium vineae, 1707 nucleotides long. The record is from the annotation of a GenBank genome assembly. Lineage: Eukaryota; Fungi; Ascomycota; Dothideomycetes; Dothideales; Saccotheciaceae.